UAUUACUGGAGAGUCAAUUGCAGGAGGCGGCAUGUCAGGAAAGGCGGCCGGCUGCUGAUCUCACUCUGGUCUUCGCUGUCUGUCCUGGGCUGGUUCUGGUUAAGGGGUGGCGGGCAGCGCUCCCCUUUACGGACCGGCAGGAUGCGCUUGGCUGUGGCCGGCUGCUGCCACGGCGAGCUGGACAAGAUCUAUGAGACGCUGGCGCUGGCGGAGCGGCGUGGCCCGGGGCGGAUAGACAUUCUGCUCUGCUGCGGCGACUUCCAGGCAGUGCGCAACGAGGCCGACCUGCGCUGCAUGGCCGUGCCGCCCAAGUACCGCCACAUGCAAACCUUCUACAGGUAUUACUCUGGGGAGAAAAAGGCCCCAGUUCUCACGAUUUUCAUUGGGGGAAACCAUGAAGCCUCAAAUCAUUUGCAAGAGUUACCCUACGGUGGCUGGGUAGCACCAAACAUUUAUUAUUUAGGUUUGGCAGGAGUAGUAAAAUACCGAGGAGUAAGGAUUGGUGGAAUCUCUGGUAUCUUUAAAUCUCAUGACUAUCGAAAAGGUCAUUUUGAGUGCCCCCCUUAUAAUGCAGCUACAAUAAGGAGUAUAUAUCAUGUGAGAAAUAUUGAAGUCUACAAAUUAAAACAGCUGAAGCAGCCUAUGGACAUAUUCUUAUCUCAUGAUUGGCCAAGAAGUAUCUAUCAUUAUGGAAACAAGAAGCAACUUCUUAAGACUAAAUCUUUUUUCCGACAAGAAGUGGAAAAUAACACACUAGGAAGUCCCGCUGCCUCCGAGCUUUUAGAGCACUUAAAACCUACUUACUGGUUUUCCGCCCACCUCCACGUAAAGUUUGCAGCCUUGAUGCAGCACCAGACCAUGGAUAAAGGACAGUCAACCAAAGCAACCAAAUUUCUAGCCUUGGACAAGUGCUUACCACACAGAGACUUUCUUCAGGUAAUAGAAGUAGAACAUGACCCCAGUGCUCCUGAUUCCUUGGAAUAUGAUGCUGAAUGGCUCACUGUUCUCAGGGCUACUGAUGAUCUUAUUAAUGUGACUGAGCGCCUGUGGAAUAUGCCUGAGAAUAAUGGCCUGCAUACAAGAUGGGAUUACAGUGCGACAAAAGAAGCUAUUAACGAAGUACUGGAGAGAUUGAAUCAUGACCUCAAAGUUCCAAAUAACUUUAGUAUAACAGCUGCUUGUUAUGACCCUAGCAAGCCGCAGACACAGAUGCAGUUGGUUCAUAGGAUCAAUCCUCAGACGACUGAAUUUUGUGCCCAACUUGGCAUCACAGACAUUAAUGUCAGGCUUCAGAAGGCCAAGGAAGACCAGCACUUGUGUGGUGACUAUGAAGGGCUGGAUGACGUGGAGGGUAAUGACUCUGGAGAAGACCCUAGUGAAUAUAACACAGACACAUCUGCCCUGUCCUCUAUUAAUCCAGAUGAGAUCAUGUUAGAUGAAGAAGAGGAGUAUGAUGAUAGUAUUGUAAGUGCACACAGUGACGUGAAUACACCGUCUGUAGAACCGUCUUCUGAUCAAGCUUCUGACUUUUCUGCAAGCUUCUCUGACAUCAGGAUCUUGCCAAGUUCCAUGACUGUAUCUUCUGACGAUACUUCAGGUUCCCCAGUGUGCAAGGAGGGGAAUUCUGGUGACCCUGUGGAGGUGGGGGAUGGAAAGGACUUAACCACGGUGCCAUUGAAGAGGCUGAGUGAUGAACAUGAACCUGAACAAAGAAAGAAAAUCAAGAGAAGGAAUCAAGCCAUCUAUGCCGCAGUGGACGAUAAUGAUACAGCCUGAGACAGUUUACUCGUCUUAGUAUUAUAUGUGUAGAUACAUGAUUUUUAAGACUAUAUUUUUAGAAUUGGAUCUUUGACUCCAGACUUGUUUGUAAUAAUGAAGUUACAUAAGACGAUUUUAGUUAGGUAUAGACUUUAUCUUUAGAACUUUGUAUAUUUCAGAUGAAAAAGAUAUUAAAAUUUCAUAUAUUUACUUGA
Capra hircus (goat) is the source of this 1973-nucleotide messenger RNA. RefSeq names its product debranching RNA lariats 1 (gene DBR1). Gene Ontology annotation, biological process: mRNA splicing, via spliceosome. The record is from RefSeq and is a predicted model, not a curated record. The coding region runs from base 142 to 1776 and encodes 544 amino acids. Gene Ontology annotation, molecular function: RNA lariat debranching enzyme activity. Gene Ontology annotation, cellular component: nucleus. Lineage: Eukaryota; Metazoa; Chordata; Mammalia; Artiodactyla; Bovidae. The transcript has 8 exons.